Heterostelium album PN500 is the source of this 1431-nucleotide messenger RNA. RefSeq names its product GTPase domain-containing protein. Bases 1 to 1431 code for a protein of 476 amino acids. Lineage: Eukaryota; Evosea; Eumycetozoa; Acytosteliales; Acytosteliaceae. The transcript has 2 exons. The record is from RefSeq and is a predicted model, not a curated record.
AUGACUUCAUCAAAUUAUCUAGAACAUGAUCUUAGACACACAUUUAAUAAAGUAAAAGAGAGUUUGAAGGAGGAAGAGAGGAAACCAGUAUUUUUUUUCGUUGGUCCUGCUGGUUCUGGCAAGAGUUCUGUAAUAUGCAACCUCUGUGAAGUAAAGAAAGGUUCAGCCGAGUACACAAAGAUGAACAUCAACCCAGUCAAAACAGGCACAACUGAGAGCAUUAGAUGCGACUCUACCAACUUAACAUGCAUUGACUAUUGUGGUAUGGAACGUAAAGAAAAUAUUUCCGACUAUAUUGAACAUGUUAUAUUGGAUAGUUGUGGCCCUCGAGAUGAUGAUAUCAUAGCAACCUCUGAUUUUAUGUCAAAACUGGCACCAAAAUACGAUCGACAAUUCAUUGUGCUUUUUAACAAGAUGGACAAAAUCAAAACUGACGAAGAAAAGGUGCAAUAUGUACAUAGAAAAGAAAUUGCUAAUUUAAAUUUCAACCAAAUCAAACCAAACAAAGGAAAAGGAAUGUUUUAUAACUUUUUUAAAAUUCCAUCUCUUUGCCUUGGUAUUUUCGAAGUGUCAGCUGACCCAAGAAAGGAAUUCGAUACCGAAUGCCCAAAUGACGCAUCACAUGAGUCGUUUAAAUCCAAGAAUGGACGUAUUUGUACGGAUUGUAACAUUAUUUGGGCGUAUCCUGAGGCUGUAAUCACCGAGAAGGAACUUAAAAUGGUUACAAAUGGCCAAAUUAUCGAGAUAAAAUUAGAUCCCGUUGGAUUUAGAGUACAAGAUGAAGCUAUGAAGAUGAUAUUGGGUAAUUGUCGUGACAGUGCUUCAUAUGUCAAAGUUGCCAAGGCUCUUUCAAAGACUCAUAUUGAACUAUUCCAGAGUAUACCUCUUUUGGUAAAGAAGAACAAUUCUUACAUCACCAACUUUGCAAAGGCAGACAAGGAAAUAUGCAAGUCCAUUGCAAUGUUGUUUGACUUUAAGUUCUCAUCUGAUUCUCUAGGUGCUACAGAGGGAAAAAGAUGGGAAGACCCCUCUACACUCAAAACCAUUGCACAGGUUCUCACUACCCUUAUCGUAUGGCCAAUCAACGUGCUAUUAACCGAUCCAUCAGAAGAUCUUUUAGGUGCCUGGGCUCUAUUCUAUGGACUUCGAUACCUUGAGAUCAACAACGAACUCUUUCAGCUAGCAUCCUCGACUGAUCACCAGAAUGAAGAAAUUACCUUUGAAAAACUCAAAGCCAUAGUAAAGACAGCUGAGAACAAUGUUCCAGAGUCUAAAGUCGUAGAACUUCUAAACAGUAUAAAGGCAUCUAACCUCCAGACAGUUUGUGAUCAGUUGAUAAAUAAUUGUAAGAAAAAUCUCCCUGAAAAGAAUAAGGUUUUUAAAAUAGUUAAUUCUGCUCUCACAACAAUUCAAACAGACAAAAAGAAUUAA